CUUGAACCGGGGUAUUGCCGCUGUCAAGGAAGAUGCUGUCGAAAUGCUGGCCAGCUAUGGGCUGGCGUACUCCCUAAUGAAGUUCUUCACAGGGCCCAUGAGCGACUUUAAGAACGUGGGCCUGGUGUUCGUGAACAGCAAGCGCGACAGGACCAAAGCCGUGCUGUGCAUGGUGGUGGCUGGCGCCAUCGCUGCUGUCUUCCACACCUUGAUUGCUUACAGUGACUUAGGAUACUACAUUAUCAACAAACUGCACCACGUGGAUGAGUCGGUGGGGAGUAAGACGAGAAGGGCCUUCCUAUACCUCGCUGCCUUCCCCUUUAUGGACGCAAUGGCAUGGACCCAUGCAGGCAUCCUCUUAAAACACAAAUACAGCUUCCUGGUGGGAUGUGCUUCCAUCUCUGACGUCAUAGCUCAGGUUGUUUUUGUCGCUAUCCUGUUGCACAGUCACCUGGAAUGCCGAGAGCCUCUGCUUAUCCCCAUCCUGUCCCUGUACAUGGGAGCACUCGUCCGCUGCACCACUUUGUGCCUGGGUUACUACAAAAACAUCCACGACAUCAUCCCUGACCACAGCGGACCCGAGCUGGGGGGAGAUGCCACGAUCAGGAAGAUGCUGAGCUUCUGGUGGCCUUUGGCUCUGAUUUUGGCUACGCAGAGAAUCAGUCGGCCAAUUGUCAACCUCUUUGUGUCCAGGGACCUCGGGGGCAGUUCUGCAGCUACGGAGGCGGUGGCGAUUCUGACAGCGACGUACCCCGUGGGUCACAUGCCAUACGGCUGGUUGACCGAAAUCCGCGCUGUCUACCCUGCUUUUGACAAGAACAACCCCAGCAACAAACUGGUGAGUGCCAGCAACACGGUCACCGCGGCCCACAUCAAGAAGUUCACCUUCGUCUGCAUGGCCUUGUCUUUGACGCUCUGUUUUGUGAUGUUUUGGACCCCCAAUGUUUCUGAGAAGAUUUUGAUCGACAUCAUAGGUGUGGACUUUGCCUUUGCAGAACUGUGCGUGGUUCCCUUGCGGAUUUUCUCCUUCUUCCCAGUCCCAGUCACCGUGAGAGCCCACCUGACCGGGUGGCUGAUGACGCUGAAGAAGACCUUUGUCCUGGCCCCCAGCUCUGUGCUGCGUAUCAUCGUCCUCAUCACCAGCCUCCUGGUCCUGCCCUACCUGGGGGUCCAUGGGGCCACUCUGGGCGUGGGCUCCCUCCUGGCAGGCUUCGUGGGCGAGUCCACCAUGGUGGCCUUAGCAGCCUGCUAUGUGUAUCGGAAACAGAAAAAGAAGCUGGAGAACGAGUCGGCCACCGAGGGGGAAGACUCGGCCAUGACAGACAUGCCGCCUGCGGAGGAGGUGACGGACAUUGUAGAAAUCCGCGAGGAGACCGAGUGA
Molecule: messenger RNA, 1381 nt
Organism: Chrysochloris asiatica (Cape golden mole)
Lineage: Eukaryota; Metazoa; Chordata; Mammalia; Afrosoricida; Chrysochloridae
Gene: ANKH
Product: ANKH inorganic pyrophosphate transport regulator
Exons: 11
Coding region: 44-1381 (445 amino acids)
Biological process (GO): phosphate ion transmembrane transport
Cellular component (GO): membrane
Molecular function (GO): phosphate transmembrane transporter activity
Source: RefSeq, a predicted model, not a curated record